CACCCGAGCUAGUCCGGGAUGCGCUCCCAGGGCUUCCGCCCGCGCCGGACCGCGCAGUGGCGUCAUCUUCUCGCGCCGAGCCUACGCCCUACGAUCGCCUCAUUCCCGGCGCGCUCCCAGGAGGCGGGCUGGAGCAUGGCCGCUGCUAACCCCUGGGACCCGGCGACCGAGCCCAACGCCGCUGGGCUACUGCUGGGCCGCCUUGUCUCCUCAGGAAUUGUCACUCAGGAGAUGUUAAACAUAUCGAAGAAAACAGCUCCUUGCUUUGUAAACUUCUCCAGACUACAGCAGACCACAGAUAUUCAAGCUGAAAUCUACCAGAAAAACCUGGAAAUUGAACUUUUGGAACUGGAAAAAGAAACAGCAGAUGUUGUUCAUCCUUCCUAUUUGGCUCAGAAGUGUCAUACCCUGCAAAGCAUGAAUACUCAUCUAGAAGCAGUGUUAAAAAAGAAGAGGUCUCUCCGGCAAAGGCUGAUGAAGCCCAUGUGCCAGGAAAACUUACCUAUGGAAGCUGUUUACCACAGAUACAUAGUACAUUUGCUGCAAUUGGCUGUGACUUUCAUUGAGAAAUUGGAAACCCAUCUUGAAACAAUUAGAAAUAUCCCUCAUUUAGAUGAAAAUCUGAAGAAAAUGAGCAAGGCUUUAGCCAAGAUGGAUAUAUUGGUGAAUGAGACAGAGGAACUGGCAGAGAAUAUACUCAAGUGGCGAGAACAACAGAAAGAAGUUUCUUCUUGUAUCCCCAAAAUGUUAGAUGAAGAAAAUUAUACCUAUAAACCUGACAGUAUUAUGCCAGGCCAGGGGUAGAGCUCUGCAGCACAGCGCCAGCCUGGCAGGUGAAAGGUCCUGAGUUCAAUUCCUGGUUCUAAAAAGCAACGACAAAAAAACUAUUAAUGCCAAGGGCUCAUCAUCUUUAUUUUUACUUACAUAUAUAUGUAUAUAUGAAGUCCAUUUCUGGGGGAGUGACACAUGGGAAUAUAGACUUAGCUUAUACCAGUACUUAAAGAGCUCUGUUUUUAUUGGACUACCAAGAUUCCAGGGUUCAUUAGGACCAAAGUUAUUUUUCCUUUGUUUUUCAUGUAUUCUUAAUGUAUUUUUCAGAAAGCUAAUACAAAUAAAAUAUAGCUGUAUUAAUUAACAUAAAUGAAUUAACCGUUCCUCAGGUA
Messenger RNA from Chinchilla lanigera (long-tailed chinchilla), 1163 nucleotides. RefSeq names its product HAUS augmin-like complex, subunit 2 (gene Haus2). The record is from RefSeq and is a predicted model, not a curated record. Lineage: Eukaryota; Metazoa; Chordata; Mammalia; Rodentia; Chinchillidae. Gene Ontology annotation, cellular component: HAUS complex; centrosome; mitotic spindle microtubule. Gene Ontology annotation, biological process: spindle assembly; microtubule nucleation; centrosome cycle. The transcript is spliced from 6 exons. Bases 19 to 804 code for a protein of 261 amino acids.